AUGAUUAAGAACCAUUAUUCGCGCCAGAUUGAGGGCGGUAGAUCUGAUCUCGAAGAUGCAGCGAACAACGCCAACGUCCGUCGCGAGCGUGGAGAAGAUCUCGGUCCACCUCCCACACCUACACCUAUCGUCAAGCGCAAGUACGACAAUCCUCAACAAGCCAGCACUCCACGUGCGAUUGCCCCACAGAAGGAUGCGAUGGACAUGGACGAGCCAAUGUCGCUUUCGCAAGCUCCCAUGCCGAAGCACAACUCACCGCCUCAAUUCCCGCCCAAGCCAAGAUACGUAUCUUCCGCACAGGGCACGCCUGUCCCUGCACCGCGUGCCAUACCGGGACCCAUGCCACCCGCGUCGAACCCUCACUCCUCCGGUAAUGCCACGCCGAUGCAGCAGCCACCACAGCCUCACAAGCAGGACUGGCAGUCGCGCGUCCUUGGUGGCCAAGGAAGUCAGUCUAGUCCGCCGAAUGCUCCGUUGGACAGAGAUGGUCGAGCGCCGUACUUCCCGCACCACAGGAGUUCGAUGAUGAGCUCGAUGAACAGCCGAGGCAACCCGUCGCCGCCACCACACGCGAUGGGUCACUCGAGAACUUCGUCGAUGAACUCACAACAGCCUGCAGGGUCAAGAGAUCAGCGAGGUGCCAUGGGUGGACCACCACCAUCCAGUCAUCUUCACAACAAUCCAUACGGCGCGUCCCACCAACCGCCACCCUUCUCGCAAGCUCCUCCCGCCCAGAAUCGUGCAGUUCACUCCCACAACAGCUCCAUCACCGGUGAUCCUAAUAUGAUGCCGCGCUUCCCCAGUGGCCCGGCCAACGACCACAGUCGCGAGGAAGCCAUACGCCGCG
Messenger RNA from Zymoseptoria tritici IPO323, 847 nucleotides. RefSeq lists its product as uncharacterized. The annotation marks the transcript as partial. NCBI's taxonomy places the organism in Eukaryota, Fungi, Ascomycota, Dothideomycetes, Mycosphaerellales, Mycosphaerellaceae. The transcript is spliced from 2 exons. The record is from RefSeq and is a predicted model, not a curated record.